ACCUAAUCUCUAUCAUUGUCUUUCAUGUAUAGGGGUGAGAGUGAUGAAAGAAAGCAAAAGCGUCCUGUUAUCAUACAUAGAGCUAUCCUUGGAUCAGUUGAACGCUGCAUUGCUGUAUUGACAGAGAGCUAUGGAGGGAAAUGGCCAUUCUGGCUUUCUCCCUGUCAAGUUAUGAUAGUACCAGUUGCAUCAACUUUUGAUGAAUAUGGUUUACAGGUUAAACAAAGACUCCAUGAUGCUGGUUUCAUGGUUGACAUUGAUCUCUCAACUGGUGAUACUAUGAACAAGAAGAUAAGAAAUGCCCAACUUGAGCAAUUCAACUACAUACUAGUUGUUGGAGAGAAGGAGGUCGCUGGUCAAACGGUUAAUGUGAGGACGAGGGACAAUGUGGUGCACGGUGAGGUGACACUGGAUAGGCUAGUGGCGAGACUUAAGGAGCUGAAGGAGAGCCGUACACUUGAGGACACAGGAGGAUUCUAAACUUGAGUCCUGCAACCUGCGUAGCAAUAAUAAUAAUAAUAAUAAUAAUAACAACAAUAAUGAAUAUAAUUAAAAUAGUAUUGCUUUUGAAUAAUAACAAAGUUAUAAUUGAUGGCUAUUUUUUGUAAAAACAA
Molecule: messenger RNA, 614 nt
Organism: Amphimedon queenslandica
Lineage: Eukaryota; Metazoa; Porifera; Demospongiae; Haplosclerida; Niphatidae
Product: threonine--tRNA ligase, cytoplasmic-like
Exons: 4
Coding region: 25-480 (151 amino acids)
Biological process (GO): threonyl-tRNA aminoacylation
Cellular component (GO): cytoplasm; mitochondrion
Molecular function (GO): ATP binding; threonine-tRNA ligase activity
Source: RefSeq, a predicted model, not a curated record